This is a messenger RNA of Symsagittifera roscoffensis, 784 nucleotides long. Its product is annotated as serine/threonine-protein phosphatase PGAM5, mitochondrial-like. Bases 8 to 718 code for a protein of 236 amino acids. The record is from RefSeq and is a predicted model, not a curated record. Gene Ontology annotation, cellular component: mitochondrion. Gene Ontology annotation, biological process: positive regulation of mitochondrial fission; peptidyl-threonine dephosphorylation. The transcript has a single exon. Gene Ontology annotation, molecular function: protein serine/threonine phosphatase activity. NCBI's taxonomy places the organism in Eukaryota, Metazoa, Xenacoelomorpha, Acoela, Convolutidae.
UGAUUUAAUGGGUUAUGUGAGGUAUUUAACAUACGGGAUCCUUGGAACCGCGACGUUCGCUAGUGGCGCUCAAGUGAAUCAGUAUCUCCGUGCAGGGGAUGAAAAUUGGGACGAAAACUGGGACGGAAGAGCGGGUGCAAAAACGAAAGCUACGAGACAUCUGUAUCUUAUUAGACAUGGAAACUACUUGAUCGACGCAGAGCUAAAAGACGAGAAGAAAUUGACAGAACUUGGGAUUAAACAACUCAAUGAAACUGGAAAGUAUCUGCAAUCUCUGGGUUUGAAUUAUUCGGACGUGACGCAUUCCACGUUGAUAAGAGCCAUUGAGUCUUGUAAUAUCAUUUUGAAUUACCUUCCGAAAGAUAUCCCCAAGAAGUUUGACGAUGAUUUGUGUGAAGGUUUGCCUUAUGUUCCGAUUCCCAGAAGACAGAGUCUUAGUGUUGCGAAAGAUUACGAUCGUAUAGAGCGAGCCUUUAAAACCUAUUUUCACCGUGCGGACCCUGAACAAAAAUCAGACAGUCAUGAAAUCAUAGUUUGUCAUGCAAAUGUCAUCAGGUACUUUGUAUGUCGAGCGUUGCAAGUUCCACCCGCGGCCUGGCUCAGAAUGUCUUUGUUUCACGGAAGUGUAACCCACGUUAGCAUUCGUCCAAAUGGGCACGUGGGCGUGAACACAUUAGGAGAUAUUGGAUUUAUGCCUAGACACUUGUUAUCUAGAUGAAAUUGCCUUGUUGAAACCUGAAAUCAAUUUGUAAAAUAGUUCUAUACAAUUUACGCCUUACUUAAA